Solanum verrucosum is the source of this 1929-nucleotide messenger RNA. RefSeq names its product 3-phosphoshikimate 1-carboxyvinyltransferase 2. Gene Ontology annotation, biological process: aromatic amino acid biosynthetic process; chorismate biosynthetic process. The transcript is spliced from 8 exons. Bases 119 to 1675 code for a protein of 518 amino acids. The record is from RefSeq and is a predicted model, not a curated record. Gene Ontology annotation, molecular function: 3-phosphoshikimate 1-carboxyvinyltransferase activity. NCBI's taxonomy places the organism in Eukaryota, Viridiplantae, Streptophyta, Magnoliopsida, Solanales, Solanaceae.
CUACUUAUCACCUUCCACCUUAAAACAAAUUUCUGUAAUAAAAAAGUUGUUAUCUUUUGCAAAGACUCAAACUUUAGCUCUCAAUACCAAAGACAGACUCACAGAAAGAGCCUAAAAUAUGGCACAGAUUAGCAAAAUGACACAGGGGAUACAAACCCUUUAUCCCAAUUCCAAGAUUCAUAAACCCCAAGUUCCCACAUUUCCCCCUUCACUUUCUUUUGGAUCUAAAAACCUGAAAAAAUCAGCAAAAUCUUUGUGGGUUUUGAAUAAAGAUUCAGUUUUGACAACAAGGUCUUAUUCUUCAUCUUUUAGGAUUUCAGCAUCAGUGGCUACUACCCAGAAACCUUCUGAGAUUGUGCUGCAACCCAUCAAAGAAAUAUCAGGCACUGUCAAAUUGCCUGGCUCUAAAUCCCUAUCCAAUCGUAUUCUCCUUCUUGCUGCCCUGUCUGAAGGAACAACUGUUGUUGACAAUUUGCUAAGUAGUGAUGAUAUUCAUUACAUGCUUGGUGCCUUGAAAACACUUGGACUGCAAGUAGAAGAUGACAGUGGAAACCAACGAGCUGUUGUUGAAGGUUGUGGUGGGUUGUUCCCAGUUGGUAAAGAGUCCAAGGAAGAGAUUCAACUUUUCCUUGGAAAUGCAGGAACUGCGAUGCGGCCACUAACAGCAGCAGUUGCUGUAGCUGGCGGAAAUUCAAGGUAUGUACUUGAUGGAGUUCCUCGAAUGAGAGAGAGACCAAUUAGUGAUUUGGUUGAUGGUCUUAAGCAGCUUGGUGCAGAGGUUGAUUGUUUCCUUGGUACGAAAUGUCCUCCCGUUCGAAUUGUCAGCAAGGGAGGUCUUCCAGGAGGGAAGGUGAAGCUGUCUGGAUCCAUUAGCAGCCAAUACUUGACUGCUCUGCUUAUGGCUGCUCCACUGGCUUUAGGAGAUGUGGAGAUUGAAAUCAUUGACAAACUAAUAUCUGUACCUUAUGUCGAAAUGACAUUGAAGUUGAUGAAGCGAUUUGGUAUAUCUGUGGAGCACAAUAGUAGCUGGGACAGGUUUUCUGUCCAAGGAGGUCAGAAAUACAAGUCUCCUGGAAAAGCUUAUGUGGAAGGUGAUGCUUCAAGUGCUAGUUACUUCUUGGCUGGUGCAGCUGUCACAGGUGGAACCAUCACUGUUGAAGGUUGUGGGAACAGCAGUUUACAGGGGGAUGUCAAAUUUGCUGAGGUUCUUGAGAAAAUGGGAGCAGAAGUUACGUGGACAGAAAAUAGCGUCACAGUCAAAGGACCUCCAAGGAAUUCUCCUGGAAGGAAGCAUUUGCGUGCCAUUGAUGUGAACAUGAAUAAAAUGCCUGAUGUCGCCAUGACACUUGCUGUAGUUGCACUUUUUGCUGAUGGUCCCACUGCUAUAAGAGACGUUGCUAGUUGGAGAGUCAAGGAAACUGAACGCAUGAUCGCCAUAUGCACAGAACUUAGGAAGUUGGGAGCAACUGUUGAAGAAGGACCUGACUACUGCAUAAUCACCCCACCGGAGAAAUUAAAUGUGACCGAAAUUGAUACUUACGACGAUCACAGGAUGGCCAUGGCCUUUUCUCUUGCUGCUUGUGCAGAUGUUCCAGUCACCAUCAAUGACCCUGGCUGUACGCGGAAAACCUUCCCAAACUACUUUGAUGUCCUUCAGCAGUACUCCAAGCAUUGAAGCCACUUCAAUAUGUUGUAGAGUGUAAGUAAAAACAUGUGAAAGAAUUUAGUUCUUGUACAACAAGACAGGCUAUAGCUGGUAUCUGAACACAAUGACUUUAACUUGUUUAAUUAUUUGCCAUGUGAUGAUGUUCAGUGUAUUUGUUGAAGUUGAGCUGUUUUUUUUUUGUCUUGGAAGGAAUGUAUACUAUAAUAGAGUUAACAAUUUUCCUUGUAUGAGCAAAUGUAAGGAGUACUAGUUCUAUUAUCUAA